Messenger RNA from Caenorhabditis briggsae, 72 nucleotides. The transcript has 2 exons. Bases 1 to 72 code for a protein of 23 amino acids. The record is from RefSeq and is a predicted model, not a curated record. Lineage: Eukaryota; Metazoa; Nematoda; Chromadorea; Rhabditida; Rhabditidae.
AUGUUUGGUGGAAAGAAGGGGAAACAGAUACAGAGAACAGAGAGAUGGGAAUCGGAAGAGAAAAAGAAAUGA